Molecule: messenger RNA, 438 nt
Organism: Coffea arabica (coffee)
Lineage: Eukaryota; Viridiplantae; Streptophyta; Magnoliopsida; Gentianales; Rubiaceae
Source: RefSeq, a predicted model, not a curated record
AUGGAUCAAGAAGAUAUACAAUUGAUGGAUCCUAAUCCAUGUAAGAAAGUAGAGUUCAAUGCUCAUGCUCCAGAGUUAGAGAUAUGUUCUUCCGACAGAGCAGAUACUGCUGAUGAAAUCUUCAGAUUUCAGAAAAGAAACGAGAAGUCCAGCCAUCUGACUGAUAUUGAGUGCAAUGGCACUUCGGCUGAGGCUGGUAGUGAUGGAGUGGCCAUGGCAGAUUUGCAGUUGACUAAAACCAAGGACCAUGAGUGUCCUAUAUGCUUCAAGGUUUUCUCCACAGGCCAAGCUCUAGGUGGUCACAAGAGGGCACAUUAUGCUGGUUUUAGUGAGAGCAGAAUUAAGGAGAUGACAGCUGCAAAUCAGGAGCUUCGUGAUAUUCAGAAUGUCUUUGAUCUGAAUCUCCCAGUAAUCACUUCAUCCAGGGGCCAGAGAUGA